This is a messenger RNA of Arabis nemorensis, 906 nucleotides long. NCBI's taxonomy places the organism in Eukaryota, Viridiplantae, Streptophyta, Magnoliopsida, Brassicales, Brassicaceae. The record is from the annotation of a GenBank genome assembly.
AUGAUGUCAACAUCAGAGAUGAAUCAUAACGACAUCAUAUCGCCAUUAUAUAGUCACAUCCUUAUUCCCAAAACCAAGAACAGAACUAACCUUCUUGAGUUUAUCUCCACCCGUAGCAGUGUUUACAAACUCGAAGCUGUACAUAACAAGACUCUGAAUCCGACAAGCUUGUUAGUUAAGCUUCACGAGACAUCUCCAGGGAAAAUGCGAGUCUUGGAUCUCUUCUCAAACGACAGACUCUGUUUCUUGCCAGAAAAUUUCCCGGGAAAAAUCGAUUUGCAGGAGUUUCAUGUGAGACUGAUUCGUAGAGCUUACCGUAUAGAGUACUCAAACAAUGGUGGUGGUGAGAUUUCUUCUUACUGGUCACUGAAUUCCGACAAAGUCGUGAUUCUGUCUUCAGGGGAAGACUCUGCUUUAAUGGCGAUUCACAGUGGUGGGAAAUUAGGGUUUUUGAAAAAGGGAAACGAAGAAAGGUGGAGAAUUUUGGAUGAUUCUUGGAAUGUGAUUUACGAAGACAUAAUGGUUUAUAAAGAGAAUUGCAUCGUUGUAGACGAUAAGGGCAGAACCGUAAUUUACGAUGUGGGUUUCAGGGUAUCGGAUUUAGCUGGAGGUUUAGCCGGAGGAGGUGGUCACAAGAAGCAUCUUGUGGAAUAUUCCGGCGGAGAAGUGUUGCUUGUGGACAAGUACGUGAAACACGUUUGGUACAAAUCGGAGUUUUCGAAAUCUGCGGUGGAAUUUAGAAUUCCUGCCGGAGAUUUGGUCGGAGGUUGCAUAUUUUACAGAGAUUGUAGAAAUGGAGGAAGAAGCAGAGGGCUUUGUAGUGACGGUGAUGGUGUCUUCAAUGUGGAAUAUUCAACUCAUGGAGAUUUUGUGUUUCCUGUUAAGCCCAAGUGCUUAAGCCCAUAA